Molecule: messenger RNA, 342 nt
Organism: Microthlaspi erraticum
Lineage: Eukaryota; Viridiplantae; Streptophyta; Magnoliopsida; Brassicales; Brassicaceae
Source: the annotation of a GenBank genome assembly
AUGGGUUCGGUGGACUUAUGGGUCUUGCUCUUGGAAGAUGGUGGAAAGUGGUCGACUAAAUCUCUCGUUUUUCAGCCUUGUCAGAGGCAUUUAGUUGGUAGAUACAUGUCAUUGCAUGUACAUGGUACUACUCAACACGGCGAGGUUAUCUUGGCCCCGUUUAAAUUGGUUUCCCCUUAUUACAUUCUCUAUUAUGAUGUGCAACAGAAUGACUUGAGAAAGGUUGGAAUCAGAGGAAUACCGGACCACUGGUUUGGUAAGCGUGACAAGGUUUACACCACCUUGAGUUUUUAUUUCAGUAUUAUGGAUACCAGUGAAAGCAUCAUGCACUUGAAAUCUUAG